AUGACUCAAAACUUCUCAUUUUCGGAAUACUAUAAAAGUUCUUAUCUUAUCAAUUGUGAUAAAAAAUCGAAUGAAAAUUGUUUUUCCUCAAAACAUGGAUUUCAAUUUUCCGCCAGGCUUAUUUCAACAAUUUCGCUGCCUAUCCAACUUUUUGCAUUUUUUUGUAUCCUCAAAAAAACGCCGAAAAAUAUGAACUCGGUGAAAAUGAGUCUUUUGAAUUUGAAUUUUUGGUAUUUAUUGACUGGAAUACUGUAUGCAUUUUUGUCGACACCAUACUUUUUCUAUCCGCAUUUAGCUGGAUUUUAUAUUGGAUUUUUGAGUGAUUUUGAAGUUUCAAAUGCCGUUCAAAGCUUUAUAGGAUGUCCAGUUAGUUUUGCAAUGAUCAUCUCGAUAAUGUCGCUAUUUGAAAACCGGAGCAGUUUGAUUAUCAACAAUAUUUUUAGUAUCAAAAAAGCUAGAACCAGAAUUUUAUGGAUUUCUGGCAAUUUUCUGGCGUGUAUGGGACUGGUUACACCGAUUUAUUUAAAUUUACCGGAUCAGGAAAUAGGCAAAAAAGAUUUGUUGAAGGAGCUCCCCUGCCCUCCAGUCUCCUUCUUCACCGAGUCCAUCCUCAUAUUCGCCUUUUCUGGUUUCUGGGAAACUUAUUCAACUACAGUAAUUAUUCUAGUCAAUACCAUUCUUCUUUUCCAAACCCUUUUCUUCUCCACCUGCUGUCUCUACUAUCUUCUUUACGCCAAAUCCAACCACGUGUCUUCUGAAACUCGACGUCUUCAGAUUCGCUCAUUUUUUGCUACCGUACUCCAAACUACAAUUCCUAUAAUGUGUCUUUUGAUUCCUACUAUCAUAUUUAUGUUGAAAAAUGAUAAUGAGCAAUUUAGUCAGACUAAGAAUAAUUUAACAUUUUUACCGGCAAUUUUACACAAGGGAAUUGGAAGUUUAUGUAUUAUUUUGGUCCAUUAUCCUUAUCGAAAAUUUUUAUUUUCUCUGAUUUAUUGUGAGAGAAACAAGAAAACGAUUGUCAAGGUUUCACAUUGUUCUGCGCAACAUUUUUGA
Caenorhabditis briggsae is the source of this 1053-nucleotide messenger RNA. The record is from RefSeq and is a predicted model, not a curated record. Bases 1 to 1053 code for a protein of 350 amino acids. Lineage: Eukaryota; Metazoa; Nematoda; Chromadorea; Rhabditida; Rhabditidae. The transcript has 3 exons.